Vanessa atalanta (red admiral) is the source of this 825-nucleotide messenger RNA. RefSeq lists its product as uncharacterized. The transcript has a single exon. The record is from RefSeq and is a predicted model, not a curated record. NCBI's taxonomy places the organism in Eukaryota, Metazoa, Arthropoda, Insecta, Lepidoptera, Nymphalidae. Bases 1 to 825 code for a protein of 274 amino acids.
AUGCCAAAACUAGUGAACAGCUUGCCGCAUGCUACUUUUGCAGCCAAGAAAUAUCCACACUUGCAACACAUUCAACUCGCUGAUCCUGACUACAAUAUUUCAAACAAAAUUGACAUUUUACUUGACGCAAAAAUUUAUGCAGAAAUCAUAAUGAGCGGUUUGAUCAAGGGAACUAAACAACAGCCCAUUGCCCAACAGACGAGAUUAGGGUGGAUUCUGUCUGGGCCUGUUACUACUUUUAACAGCCACGUUCUUAUAAAUGGAGUUGAAGACAUCGCCAACUACUGGGAGGUGGAGGAAAUCGCAUCCGAAACCACACCGAUGACGCAACAGGAAUUAUUUUGCGAAGAACUUUAUACCAAAACAACUAAGCGCUUGCCUGAUGGUCGGUAUGAAGUGCGACUACCGAUGAAAACUGACUUUGAAGAGCAUCUUGGACACUCUAAAGCACGCGCCGUGGCUAAAUUUAAACAGCUCCAGAGUCGCCUGAUGAAGGAUAGCACACUACGUCAGAGCUACGGGCAAUUCAUACAUGAGUACAUAGAUCUAGGUCACAUGCGCAAAUGCACUGAACAAAAAGAGCCUAUGUGCUACCUAUCACAUCACGGGGUACAAAAGCUAGACUCGCUUACCACCAAACUUCGUGUCGUCUUUAACGCUUCCUCAAAAACAUCUACGGGGAACAGUUUGAAUGACCUAAUGGAAAGCGGUCCCAAGCUUCAACAAGACAUUCAAAGUUUAUUGCUCAGAUGGCGAACGUACCGCUAUGUAUACUCAGCAGACUGCGAGAAGAUGUACCGCUGUAUUCUGGAUCCCGAACAAUAA